AAUGUUUUUGGUCUCCAGUAAAAGAUAGUUAUUUUUCAGGAAAUCAGUUGUCUAAUCAUGAUUGGCACAACUGAGAGGAAGGAUUGGACAAAUGAUUUAGAACGAUUGUUUGAUGUGAUUUACACUUGUCAGAAUUAACAUUUUCAAAUAUUUCAUUAGAUUUUGUAUCCCCGUGUAUUUAUGAUACUCGAGAUAUCUGUAACCAUUACGCCAUCCUUAUACAUCUAGUAAUCGACUCUACCAUUUUCAUUAUAGAAUCAUCAUAAAGCAAUCACCAACACACAUUGAAAAAAAGGCUUCAAAACACAUGAAAGCAUUCGCAUUAAAGAAACCAAAACCUCCUUUCAUAGAAAAAAAUGAAACUAACUCAUAUCCCAUGAUAGUUAUUAUUUUUACUAGACAAAUCUAAAUAACACGAAAGCCCUAAAAACCUCCAAAAUUAAGUAUAAAACGAUUUGAAAUAGGAAAGAAAUGACACAUAUCAAGGAUAUCAUACAUCGUGCAUCUGGCAACUCCGUUCAGCCCGUGUUGAGGCCGAGGAAAUUAUCAUUAAAGAUUAAAAAAGUCAUUGUGUCUUCUCCCGUUCAACCUUGAGUCUUCAAAGUGAGUGUGUGGAAUCCCCUCCGCAAGCUAGACAAGAUGACCGUGGCCAUGCAAGAGCCCUUAGUGCUUUUAGCGAGCUAGAGAGGGCGAGAAAGUUGAGUUGCAGAAUGGCAGAAGCUGGCCGGAACAGCGGAGGAAUGAGCCAGCCGGGAAGAGGCUCUGCAUACAGCACAAACUUUCCAUCACCCAUGACGUACCAGCCCAUGCAGGUACCACCAUUCCAAGCUGGGUACCAAGACAUGUUUGUUCAGUCAUACCCCAGGGUGAUGCCCAUCUCACACUUCCAGGGUAAUGUACUCUGCCAAGACAAUUCCCAGUUUCAGGGGAGUGGACACUACCAAGGAGAUAACCAGUUCCAGAAUAAUAGCCAGUUUCAGGCCAACAGCCAGUACCCAAGCUACAAUCACUACCAGAAUAAUGCACACUUCCAAGGCAAUGGUCAUUUUGAAGGGAAUGGCCACUUGCAGGGGAAUCAGUAUCCAGGGAACUUGCAGUAUGAAGGUAAUUUUGUGAUACCUAGUAAUCCAGGAACUAGAAUGAUGUGUGAUGAAAACUACCAGACAUACAUCGUAAACAAUGCAACGCAGGUGGCAGGGAUGGACUUGCAAUCAAAUACAAGGCAGUAUAAUUCUGUAUCUCAUAGUGUAAGAAGAGGCCCACCUCCAAAGUCAAAUGUUAGGUAUAAUUCGGGAAAAACAGACCAGAAUUGGUCUUUGCCAGUGGGGCAAAGCAUGCUUUCAAGUGGUAGUCAAACAAUGGCAGCAUCUGGCAGUAGUACAGUUAAUGUUUCAAAAGGAAUAGGUAAAAGUGCACCAGUGACUAGUGAUGGUUCUGUUGGAAAUGUUGUCAAUGCAAAUGCACCUCAAAAUAACUCAAGUUUUCAGAACAGGACUUACUCUGGUAACAACAAAUCAGGGAAUACAGUAGGAAACUUUACAAAAGAGUUACCCCGGAAUCCAAAUGCAAUUGAAAAUGAAGCCUUUGGAGGUGAAGCCAAAGUCAGUCCCCAAGGUAAUGAUUGUGAAGGUAUUAUCAAUGGAAUUGCAAGUGAAGGAGGUGUGAAGAAUAAGGGGAUGAAUCGGGGAAGGGGAGGAAAGGGAAGAAGAGGAGGAAGGCGAAACUAUGGUACAGACAGGCUGAGUCAAGGGCCAAACAUGCCUUACACCUGGUAUGAACCUCGAGGAGCUGCAUAUGACCAGGACCAGAAGAAACGGGAUAGGGAAAGUGCCCUGGCUGAGACUGCAGCAUUUAUGCAGAGGAUGAGUCUUGGCCGUACAGAUAACCCUCCCACAAAGGAAUUGGAUAACAAUGACAGAAGAUCUAGAGGUGGUCGAGGGAGAUAUGAUUGGGGUGGCAGUCAUGGCGGAGUUGACAAGAGACAGCAGAGAAACAAUUCUGAAGAGGAAAAGCAAGGGAAGGAAUGGAAGAACAGGCAGGUUCGAACUGAGGAUGGGAGGACUUAUAAUGGAGGUUAUAGUAAUGUUUAUGAUCAACCUAAUGAUCAAGAAAGGCCUCUUAGGCAAGAGAAGAACUUUGGCCGUGGAAGAAAUGGACGUAAGAACAACAAUGGAGAAGGGCAGGGGUUUGAUGGAGAGGUGGGAGAGAGGGAAGAAAGUGCCUCAACUCAGGGUCCAAAGCCAGGAAGAGGCAGGGGCAGAGGCAGAAAUGACAAUGGGAGAAAACUAUGGGGAGGCAGUGAGCAGAGUGAAAGGCCAGGGAGGGAGAGUGCCCCUGCACCAGUGAAGAAUGAACAGAAGGCAGAGAAGGAGAGCAGCCCAGUGGCAACACCCAGCAUAACAAGUUCAGGCAAGGAGGAUGAGCAGACCCAGAGAGACAGACUCAUGGAGCAGCUGAUGAAGGGAGUGUAUGAGUGCAUGGUCUGUUGUGACCGCAUCAAGCAGCACCACGCUAUAUGGUCCUGUGUCAACUGUUACAACUGCUUCCAUUUAGGAUGCAUAAAGAAAUGGGCAAAAAGUUCUAGUGGAGACUCUGGCUGGAGGUGUCCAGCCUGCCAAGCAGCCACGCCAAAAGUUCCAAAUGCCUACCUCUGUUUUUGUGGCAAAUUACGUGAACCAGAGUGGAACCGACGUGACACACCACAUUCAUGUGGAGAGGUGUGUGGUCGAGGAAGGAAGAUUGACUGGUGUAAUCAUAAGUGCAAUAUUCUAUGCCAUCCAGGACCAUGCCCUCCUUGCACAGCAUAUGUUAAGAAAACCUGUCCUUGUGGAGCCAAAAGUCAAGACGUGCGCUGUAGCAUCACGGAGCCCUUUGUUUGUGAGGGAGUGUGUGGGAAGGUGCUGAACUGUGGGGGCCACACUUGUGAAAAGCUAUGUCAUUCUGGGCCCUGUGGUGACUGUCAGCAGGAAGUAAUGCAGA
Penaeus vannamei (Pacific white shrimp) is the source of this 2979-nucleotide messenger RNA. Its product is annotated as protein shuttle craft. Gene Ontology annotation, molecular function: DNA-binding transcription factor activity, RNA polymerase II-specific; zinc ion binding; RNA polymerase II transcription regulatory region sequence-specific DNA binding. Gene Ontology annotation, cellular component: nucleus. Gene Ontology annotation, biological process: negative regulation of transcription by RNA polymerase II. Lineage: Eukaryota; Metazoa; Arthropoda; Malacostraca; Decapoda; Penaeidae. The record is from RefSeq and is a predicted model, not a curated record.